This is a messenger RNA of Saccoglossus kowalevskii, 996 nucleotides long. RefSeq names its product arylsulfatase B-like. The record is from RefSeq and is a predicted model, not a curated record. Lineage: Eukaryota; Metazoa; Hemichordata; Enteropneusta; Harrimaniidae.
AUGGAUAGUGAAAGAAGAUGCUUACCCACUACGGAAAUCACGAUUGCACAAGAACUCAAAUUAAAACAGUAUACUACCCAUGCCGUCGGGAAAUGGCACCUUGGCUUCUACAAAGAAGAAUGUCUGCCUAAUAAUCGGGGUUUUGAUUCAUUCUUUGGCAUAUAUAGUGCUUCGGCAGACCACUACACUUAUCAGGUGCGUGAAACCUGGUGGGAUUUACAUAGAAACGCUGAAAAUGUUGCACACCAAUACAGAGGGCAGUAUUCCUCCGAGUUGUAUGCCAAAGAAGCAAGAACAAUUAUAAAAGAUCAUGAUGUCAACAAGCCAAUGUUCUUGUACCUGGCAUUCCAAGCUGCACAUAAACCUAUACAGGCACCCGACAAAUACAUCGACAUGUAUCCCGAUAUAGACGAUCCUGCCCGGCGUGUGUAUGCUGCCAUGGUUACAUGUAUGGACGAUGCGAUUGGUAGCGUAGUGGACCAAUUGAAAGAAUCACAACUCUGGAACAAUACUGUUUUAAUAGUGUCCACAGGAGAUACUGGAACUGACACGGUGACCAUCAUGAACAGAAAGAAGAAGAUUGGUCCUGUCACCGGCCGGAAUAUGUACAAACGACGCUCGGACAUGGUGUUCAUGCAGAAUGGUGCACCUGCUCAUACCGCUCGUGUGAGCCAGGAGUGGUGUUCCAGAAAACUUCCUGGCUUUCCCCGUUCGGAGGCAUGGUACGCUCCCCCUGAGACUGACAAAGAAACUCUUGUUAUUGAUAAAGAAAAACAUGUACGUUUAUACAACAUCGUCGACGACGAGACCGAAUCAAAUGAUCUAUCAAAUUCGAUGCCCGACAAAGUGUUGGAAUGUCUGGAGAAAUUAAAAGAAUAUUUCGAUAGUGUUUCGAUACCGUUUCCCGAUAGAAAUCAGUGGAGUGAAAAUGAAUUGGAGAAAGCCGUCUAUAACCACGAACUAGCACCUUGGGGACCAGCAAACACUGAUAUUUAA